CAUAGAAAAAAGGAAACGACCAAAGCAUCCAUGGCUACCUUUUUCCUCAUCUCAAAUCCAUUGUCUCAUCCUUUUACAUUUGCUUCCUUCAGGGCCCCACCAUUAUCUAGAACUCCGGCACUUCGCUUCUCCGUCGCCGGCUGCCGGAAACCGAGGGUCUCGACUGUGGUUACACGUGCGGGCCCCAGUACCAGCAGCUACGUCUUCGCCUUCGCGCUCCCAUUCUCUCUCCUUGCCAUCACAGCAUUCACCUCCAUUCGAAUCGCCGAAAAGCUCGACCAACAAUAUCUCGAGGAGAUGGCAAUAAAUGAAGCUAUCAUGGAAGCUGACGAGUAUGAAGAUGACGAUGAAGAUGAAGAUGAAGAUGAUGAUGAUGACAAUGAUAUGGAAACUUAUUUACAAGAUGAACCUGCCCUUCCACGUCGCAACAGGCCCAAAAGGGAAGCCUAAAAUAUCAUCGUACGUACCUCUAAAAUUUUUUCCAGGGUGUUCUUGCUGCUGUAGAUAGAUCAGCACUUAGGAAUGCGUAGGGAGGGAGAAGGAAGAUGUCUUUCUUCAAGUUUCCCUCUGUUCAUGUUGCAUUGCUUAUCUUGCCAUCAUGUAACAUGAAUCUAAUAUGUAACAUUACAAAGGGCUUCUAAUGUAACGGUGCAUUUGAUUUCUACAGAAGCACUAUUUAU
Molecule: messenger RNA, 680 nt
Organism: Gastrolobium bilobum
Lineage: Eukaryota; Viridiplantae; Streptophyta; Magnoliopsida; Fabales; Fabaceae
Exons: 2
Coding region: 31-450 (139 amino acids)
Source: RefSeq, a predicted model, not a curated record